Messenger RNA from Mangifera indica (mango), 1279 nucleotides. Its product is annotated as proteasome subunit beta type-5-B-like. NCBI's taxonomy places the organism in Eukaryota, Viridiplantae, Streptophyta, Magnoliopsida, Sapindales, Anacardiaceae. Bases 135 to 953 code for a protein of 272 amino acids. Gene Ontology annotation, cellular component: proteasome core complex. The record is from RefSeq and is a predicted model, not a curated record. The transcript has 9 exons. Gene Ontology annotation, molecular function: threonine-type endopeptidase activity.
GGUCCAUAAUAAUCAAAACUUGCCCGCGCCACAAGAAACACACUGCCUUUAUUAUUUAUCAGCCAUUCUCUCCCUUGUGCCUUUCAGUCUCUCAACUGAAGCGUCAUUCUCAUCUUUGUUAACGGUCUAUAAGCAUGAAGCUUGACACUAGUGGUCUCGAAUCAACUGCUCCUCAUUCUGGGGCAAUCUGUGAGCCGUUUACUGGUUUCUCUGCUGCUUCAUCUUUUGAUCUUCCUGUUACUAGUGAUUUUGAUGGGUUUCAAAAGGAAUCUGUACAAAUGGUGAAGCCUGCAAAGGGGACAACUACACUUGCUUUUAUUUUUAAGGAGGGUGUCAUGGUUGCUGCUGAUUCUCGAGCUAGCAUGGGGGGCUAUAUCUCAUCACAGUCAGUGAAAAAAAUAAUUGAAAUCAAUCCUUAUAUGCUGGGCACAAUGGCUGGAGGAGCUGCUGACUGCCAGUUUUGGCACAGAAAUCUGGGCAUAAAGUGCCGGCUCCAUGAAUUGGCAAACAAGCGCAGAAUCUCAGUUACAGGGGCAUCAAAGCUGCUGGCUAACAUUCUCUACUCUUAUCGUGGAAUGGGACUGUCUGUCGGGACAAUGAUAGCCGGAUGGGAUGAAACCGGUCCUGGACUAUAUUAUGUAGACAGUGAAGGAGGAAGACUGAAAGGAACACGGUUCUCUGUUGGAUCAGGUUCACCAUAUGCUUAUGGUGUAUUAGAUAGCGGGUACAAAUAUGAUUUGUCAGUUGAGGAAGCUGCAGAGUUGGCUAGAAGAGCAAUUUAUCAUGCAACUUUCAGGGAUGGGGCUAGUGGUGGUGUUGCUAGUGUAUAUCACGUUGGCCCUAAUGGAUGGAAGAAGCUGUCUGGUGAUGAUGUUGGGGAGCUUUACUAUCGGUAUAAUCCUGUUAGCACAAGCACAGUGGAACAAGAAAUGGCUGAGUCUAGCUCAACUUAGAGGAUCUCUGCUCCAACUUCUGUAUCAAGUCUGAUCCAUUGCAGCAAACACAAGCAAAGCAACUGUCAGCAAUACGCAAUGCAAUCUGCAAAUGUGAAGAUUUUAUGAGCUUGACUUGUGCAUAAGUGCUUUGGACUGGACAGUUUUAGCCUUUAGGAUUAGGAAUCGCGAUUCUUGCCUUUUGAAUGGUUGAACCAGCAAUUGAAAACAAUCAUCCAUGGAUAUAGUAAUAUGUCAUUAUUAUUAUAUAAAAUUAUAUAUAAUAUUUGUAUACGAAAUAUUAUUUAAUUGAAAAUAAUCAAACUUGUGAGGUUUAUCAAACUAAC